Molecule: messenger RNA, 1034 nt
Organism: Gastrolobium bilobum
Lineage: Eukaryota; Viridiplantae; Streptophyta; Magnoliopsida; Fabales; Fabaceae
Exons: 7
Coding region: 18-1019 (333 amino acids)
Cellular component (GO): nucleus
Source: RefSeq, a predicted model, not a curated record
UCACUAGUCGGGGUUUAAUGGGGUGUUAUUUGUUCUUAUUUUUAAUUCCCACAGAUUUGAGAGUGCGUCUUAAAGAAUAUUGCCUCAAUUUAUUUCAUAGUUGUGUUGGCGAAAUGAACACUAUGAUUAUUUUUCAGAAUUAUGAGGAUAUUCUAAAGAAGAACCAGUACUAUUUACAGGACAAAGGAAAACUAAAAGAUUUUCUUGAUGGGUUAGUUCGCUGUUUGAUGCUCCUCCACUGGAAUAAAGGAGAAACUGGUUUGCAUAAUAAGGAUGAUAGGGGACGAAGGGUACUGCAUGCUUAUGAAGAUCAUAAGUCUAUGAGCUAUAAUAAUGAUUUUUCUCAUAUCAUACAGAAACUGAAGGUUCUAGUGUCAUUGUUAAUAAAUGUUUUCACGGAAUUUAUUCGAUCAGUUAAUGCUUUGGCAAGUCUUGAAGGGAAGUCCUUUGGUUGUCUGGCAUUCAUUCUUCACAGCAUAGAUCUUAUAGUGAGGUCAUUUGUGUAUUGGACUCAUAAGAAGUCAAAAUUCCCCAUUUUUCAAGCUGAACCCGAUGUGGAUGUAUGGGAUGUUACUAUUUCUUCUGUAUUCUUGAAGAAAUUAAAUCCUCUUUUUCCUCUCAAUCCAGUGCAUCAUCUCUCGGAAAAGGAUUAUGAUAGGUUUCUUCACUUGAACAUGGUCAUUGCAAAAAUAUUUUUUGAAUUAAAUGAAUGGAUUUGUCUUCCUCCUGAUUUGAUGGAGAAAUUUCUAGAAUUCAUUGAAAAUGCUCUCCUUGGGAAGCUCUGCAUGGCUAAACAAUGUGGUACUGCUGUUUGGGAAAAGCGUCUAGUUCAGCUCCUUCCUUUCAUUCCAAAUUUUGUUUUUCAUGGGGAAACCAAUUGGACAUCUCGUCUUCUUAAGGCAUUUACCCACACAUUCAGGGAAAGCAAGCCAGAUUCCUCAUUGAAAUUGGCCUGUGUUUCUGCAAUUGAAGAUAUGCUAAAGCGUUACAUCUCUAUUGUAAAUUCUAGAAUUAUAUAGAAUUAUUUUUAUUAU